AUGCUUCUCAAGUCCGUCAUCGCCUCGGCGGCGUUCCAGCUCGCGGCCGCGCAGGAGCUGAUGCGCUUUGGCUGCUCCCAGCUGACCAUUGACCGCAUCGACCCCCUCGUCAACCCGGGCGACCUGCCGUCGGCGCACAUGCACCAGAUCGUCGGCGGCAACUCGUUCAACGCGUCCAUGACGCCGUCGGUCCACGACCCGCCGACGCUGUCGACGUGCACCUCGUGCACGUACAACGAGGACUUUUCCAACUACUGGACGGCCAACGUCUACUUCCGCGCCAAGAACGGCACGUUCAAGCGCGUGCCCCAGGUCACCAACCUGGGCCUCGGCGUCAAGGGCGGCGCCACCAUCUACUACAUCCGCGGCUACCAGGCGAGCGCCAAGGUGACGGCCUUCAAGCCGGGCUUCCGCAUGAUUGUCGGCGACCCCAUGAACCGCAAGGCCAGCGCCGUGCCGCGCGGCGUGUGCUUCCGCUGCGAGAGCAACAUGCAGCAGAGCCCCUUUGGCGGCGCCCCCUGCACGGGGUCCGACGUGGCCGGGUUCCCCAAGAGCCCGUGCGGCGGCGGCUGGCGCGUGACGGUGACGUUCCCGUCGUGCUGGGACGGCAAGAACACGGACAGCCCGGACCACCGGUCGCACAUUGCGUACCCGUCGUCCGGCACCUUUGAGAGCGGCGGCGCGUGCCCGUCGACGCACCCGGUCAAGAUCCCGCAGGUCAUGUACGAGGUCAUGUUCGACACGCGGCAGUUCAACAACAAGGCCGACUGGCCCACGGACGGCAGCCAGCCCUUCUUCUGGAGCAUGGGCGACAAGACGGGCUACGGCAUCCACGGCGACUACCUCUUUGGCUGGAAGGGCAACGCGCUGCAGAAGGCCAUGGACUCCAAGUGCUCCGGCGACAACUGCGCCGCUCUGACGCGCCAGGCCAACGACAAGGCCGUCGCCUGCACCAAGGCCCAGAUGGCCCACGAGAGCAUUGGCGACGACAAGUGGCUCUCCGGCCUGCCGGGUAUCGACCCCGCUACCUACUAA
This is a messenger RNA of Sporothrix brasiliensis 5110, 1035 nucleotides long. RefSeq lists its product as uncharacterized. NCBI's taxonomy places the organism in Eukaryota, Fungi, Ascomycota, Sordariomycetes, Ophiostomatales, Ophiostomataceae. The coding region runs from base 1 to 1035 and encodes 344 amino acids. The record is from RefSeq and is a predicted model, not a curated record. The transcript has 2 exons.